UUUUUCAGAGGCAAAUUUGCCGCUGUACGCCGGGCGAUACACAAAAAUUCUGGAGUUCAUUUUGCAGCCAAAUUUUUAAAGCGGCGGCGACGUGCCCAAUCAUCCGACAAAGAAAUUAAACAUGAAAUCGCCGUAUUGAUGUUAUGUAAUGAUGCCGAUAAUAUUGUCAAAUUAAAUGCUGUGCAUGAAUCACGUUCAGAUACAGCGCUAUUAUUAGAUUUAGCGACUGGCGGUGAAUUACAAACAUUUCUAGACAAUGAAGAAUGUCUGAACGAGGCCCAGGCACGCAUCUGUAUGCGUGAAGUACUUAAAGCAUUACAAUUUUUGCACAAACGAUCAAUUGUCCAUUUAGAUUUAAAACCACAAAAUAUUCUAUUAAGCGGAGAACGUAUUGAAGAUGGUCUUAAAUUGUGUGAUUUUGGCAUUUCACGCGUUGUUACCGAGGGUACCAAUGUCCGUGAAAUUGUUGGCACUCCCGAUUAUGUGGCCCCCGAAGUCUUACAAUAUGAACCCUUGUCCCUGGCCACCGACAUAUGGUCGGUGGGUGUAUUAACCUAUGUCCUACUGUCCGGCUUUUCACCAUUUGGCGGUGAAACGAAACAGGAAACCUUCCUUAAUAUAUCACAAUGUGCACUAACAUUUCCGGAUAAAUUAUUUGGAGGCGUCUCAUCGGCAGCCAUUGAUUUUAUACGCAAAGCAUUGCGAAUAAAGCCAGGAGAUCGCAUGACUGCUGCAGGAUGUCUCGAACACAUUUGGCUUAAAGACGAAUGUAGCAUCGAUAGACAUAUUUUCAAUAGUAAACACAGCAAUAAGCAGCAAUUGGAACACGAUGACGAAGACGUUGACGACGAUGACGAUUUAGUUGAUGACGAUGAGGUCGAGGAUAGCAGUGAUGAUCAUGCCGCAACUGUUGAAGUAGAUGCAGAUGUGGUAGCAGAUCAACAACAACAAGUUGUUGAUUUAUCACAUAACGGCAGCAGCAUUGCCGAGGAUCAUCAUGAGGUAGUAGUUGAAGAAAUAGGAAAUGUUCAUGAUAAUGAUAAACCCCAGGCAAUAAGUGUAGACAAUUCCGAAGAAGAAGAAGAAAUUGACACUACCAACAACCACACAAAUCAGUCGUCUCCCAAAUCAAUGACCACCACCACCACAAUUAAUAAUCAUCAGGUACAUCCCACAACCAAAACAACUGUGGUCCAUAACGUGCCAGCAGCAACAAAGGCCAUUACCAUACCCUUAAGUAAUGUACAACAGCAACAACAUUUCACCACAACGACAUCGACAACAACACCUCCAGAUCAACAGCAACAACAACAGCAAUUUCUUCACAUACCAGCCAGACGCCAGUCGUCCGAUUCCAAUAAAGAAAACACCUUUCUAACUACCAAGAAAAUUUCACCCUCCACCAACUCGAGCAGUAGCAACAGCAUGGAUUUUGCUGUAACCAGCAACGGCAUUAAGAAACCCCAUUUAACAGUUACACAACAAGCCAAUACCACAACAACAGCAACAAUACUUAUCAAUCCCACAGCAACAAUGGGCAAUUCUUCUUCUAAUAUUGUGGCCACCAUAACCCUACCCCCAAAUGCUGCAAUUGCAGCAGCAUGUAACAAUUCCAACACAUAUUCCGCCACAGUAACAACAGCAUCCCCAGUAACCCUAAAUGUUGUUAAUAACACAAAUAUUGCUUCAACAACAACUAAUGGCACCAACAACAACAAUAGCCACCACAAUUCUUUUUUCCCAGAUGCUCCUACUACACCCAAAGUUAUACGCAAGGCACCAAAUUCGGACACAUCUCCCACCUCGGUUAAGGCUUUAGUGAAGAAAUUCCAAUUGGAGGGUGGCGAACAGCCAAUGAACCCACCAGAAUUUGCCACGAACGGCGGUUGUGGCAGCGGCGGCGUCGGCAACGGCAUUAAGCCAGCAACCACCACGAUCACCUCCCCAACGACGAUGAAAACAAACGAAACGAAAACGAAAUUCAUCAAUGGCAGACCAUCGUUGCAAAACAAUCCCACGAAUCAACAUUCAUCGACGGCCAUUUCAUUGAGACGAGCCUCCGAACCCAUAACGGCCAUACACAACGGCAAGAAGCUGAGCAGUACAACAGCCACAUCAGCAACAACUGGUCCUGUUUCUGUGCCACCACCAUUAUUGGCCAGCAGUAAUAAUUUGAAAACACAGUGUGUUUAUUGUAAUUCCUGUAAUGCCGUUACAAAUGCGGCUGGCGUUACAACAAUAACGGCAAACAAUGGAUGCAGGCAUCCCUCGUCCACACAAGGAGCAGUAUCAGGAUCUGCAAGUAGUACGCUACACAAGAAUGGUGUUGCCUCACCCUUUAGCCACAGUACCAAAUCCUUGAUCAAUGGCGGUAGCAGCAGCAAUGGUAGCCUUACCAGUUCCAGCAGUAAUGCCACCAACAGCUCAACAACAUCAUCAAAUGCUUUACUAUUUGCUGGUAGCAACAACACCUCACAACAUUACCACUCGCAUCUUCAUCAGCAUCACCAACACCACGCACAUCAUCAUCACCAUCAUUCGCUGCAUCAUAAUGGUGUUGUUGGUAAGAGUGCUGGCGCUGCCACAAAUGGUUUGAGUUUAGAUCAGGGUAUUAUCUGUUAGCUAAGGGCCUCUAGGGCGCGAAGGAAUGCCAAAAGUUUCUUUCAUCGUUUCUUGUGUUGCAUGUAGUAUAGGGAGAAUAAAACGAGCAUUAAUAAGAAUAUAAAUAAUAAUAAUC
Molecule: messenger RNA, 2737 nt
Organism: Musca vetustissima
Lineage: Eukaryota; Metazoa; Arthropoda; Insecta; Diptera; Muscidae
Gene: Drak
Product: death-associated protein kinase related
Exons: 5
Biological process (GO): positive regulation of apoptotic process; protein phosphorylation; intracellular signal transduction
Cellular component (GO): nucleus
Molecular function (GO): ATP binding; protein serine/threonine kinase activity
Source: RefSeq, a predicted model, not a curated record